This is a messenger RNA of Colletotrichum costaricense, 210 nucleotides long. RefSeq lists its product as uncharacterized. The transcript has a single exon. The record is from RefSeq and is a predicted model, not a curated record. The coding region runs from base 1 to 210 and encodes 69 amino acids. NCBI's taxonomy places the organism in Eukaryota, Fungi, Ascomycota, Sordariomycetes, Glomerellales, Glomerellaceae.
AUGAGGAGGGAAUCCUUACCAUUAGCCGCUCGUGGUGGCAUCAUCGCGGCUGGCACAAUAGCUGUGACGUCGAUCCUGGCGAGUAUGGGUGCUCGAGGGGAUCAUGCUACAAGGCGUGCGGUGGCAAUGGGCGGUAGUGCUAGACUGCGAGGAACCGGGGGUUCGGAUCACGAAAUAUGUGCGACCCGAAGUCUGAUUGUGCGAGUUUAG